Molecule: messenger RNA, 1080 nt
Organism: Cylicostephanus goldi
Lineage: Eukaryota; Metazoa; Nematoda; Chromadorea; Rhabditida; Strongylidae
Source: the annotation of a GenBank genome assembly
UCAUUCCUUUUCGUAAAAUACCAUUGCGAUUUCGGUUAUGAAAUGAUCGACGAAAUCGACACCCUAUUUUGUCACCAGAAAACUUGGGUGAACACCCUGCCAGUCUGUCGCGGAAAAGGUUUGUGCGAGAAAGACAACGGCGGGUGCAGUCACUCGUGUUUAUCUAUCAACGAUGCAACUGUGGAAUGCCGUUGUCCAAGAGGCAUGACUCUUGAUACCGAUGGCAAAACUUGCAUCAAGCCUAUUCCUAAGACAUUAUGUCGAUCUCUGGCGGGUUGCUCCUGCGCAUCAAUUGAUGACAACCAGUAUUCUUGUACAUGUCCGAAGGGAGCUAAAUGUCUACUGUUACGUGGACCUCCAAAACUGUAUGUAGAGCCACAGGGGCCGUAUGAAGUGCCUCCUGGAGGCAACAUUAACAUCACCUGCUCAGCCGUCGCUUACCCCUUCCCAGAUAUCUACUGGCAAAGGGGAGAUGAGCGUGUACACAACAUUCCUUCCAAGAUUGGAACAGUAAAGAACGAGCAGAUACUUAUUAUCAAGGAAUUAUUCAAAAAUGCAGAAUUCACAUGCCAUGCCAACAACUCCAUGGGGAAAGUGGAAAGGACUGUGAAAGUUAUCAUCACCGGUCCCGGAUCUGCCCCUGUGCUUCGCGGUGCACUAUCUGGCAGAACAACAAUCCAGAUUCGCUGGGACCCACCGCAUGUUAUCAAUCGACCGAUUACCAGCUACACCGUUUACUAUACGAAUAACGGCAACCAGCCUAUCAAGAACUGGCAAAAGCUGGAAGUUAAAGAACCCAAUCACCAAGCUACCAUCGAAAAUCUACGUCCCAACACACCAUACUACAUCCGGCUUCGAGCCAAUGACCAAAUGGGACCCGGUAGACUGGGCAACCCAGCUUCAGUGACCACACUGAGACCAGACCUGAAUAUACAACUAAAAUUCCUUUCAGCUGCCAGACCUUUGGUGACGAUCGAGCAAGGUGAGGAGCUCUUUGUAGCACCUCUGAAACCAUUUGAACUCGGAUGCAACAUUAGCAGAGCCGAUCCGGUACCAGUGGUUACUUGGCAGCAUAAGUAG